AUGACUAAUGUAAUAAAUGGGAUUCAAAAGGAAGAAAGUAAUGUUUACUUAAAUGAAAUUAGACAAAACGCAAAAAAAUAUAACUGGUUAGAAAAAACAGAAAAAAACAACUGUUACGUUUUUUCUAAAGACAAUGUAAAAAUAAAUAUUAUUGGAUUAAAGGGGCUAGCAACAAUAGAAGUACAAUUGAUAAAUGGAGUUCAUUAUAAAAUGUGUAGAAGUAAUAUAAGGAAAGAAGAAAUAUCUGAUUUAUUUUCUAACACAAAUUACAAUUCCAGUAACGAUUUGUUAAAUAAAACAAUAUUAUGUAACUAUAAUUUAACUGUAAAAGAAAAAAUAGAACUUUUUAAUAAAAAUGAUAGAUCAUUUUUAAAAAACGUAAAAUAUAAAGAUAUUUUUAUUGGUGGCAAUAAAAAUUUAUACAAAGCCUCUGAAACAAAAACAAAAAUAAGAAAUAAUAUUGUUACUCAUAAAAAUAAUGAAGAAUUAAAAAAUGAUUAUAUAUAUUUAUGUAAUGAAAACAAAAAUGAAGUAAAUAUUCCUAUUAAAAUAGAAUUAAUAGAAAAUAUUACAUCUAAUAAAAAGGAAAUGGAUAAUAUAAGUAAUAUUUCAAAUCAAGAUAUUUAUGCUAAUAAUGAAAUCAUUUGUUCAAGAAAUGAAAUAGAUAUACCAAGCUAUUUAAAAGAAGUAAAUUUUUAUAAAAAUAAAAAUGAAAAAAUUAUUAUAAAACAAAGUAAUAAAAAAAUUGGACAUGAAUCAAAAAAAACAAAAAAUAAAAAAAUAUUAUUUUCUUCAGAAGAAAAAAAAAAAAAAAAAGAAAGUGAAGAAAAUAAAAAUAGGAAUUGCGAAUAUGUUAAAAAAAAAACAUACUUAAAAGAAAAAAAAGAUGAGUGUGAUAAGAACUUAAUAAUUGACAGCAAAUCAAAUGAAAUAGGAAAAAUUAAUAAAAAUAAUGACAUUGAUAUUAUUGAAAAAACUACUUUAAAUAAAAAAAAAAAAAUAGAAGAAGGUAAUGAAAAUAAUAAAAGAGAGGAGUGUAGACAGAAAGAUAAAAAAAAAGAAGAAAAGAAUGAGAAAGAUAAAGAAAAAGGAAAUAAAAAAGAAGAUAAAAAAGAAGAAGAAAAGAAUGAGAAAGAUAAAGUAGAAGGAAAUAAAAAAGAAGAUAAAAAAGAAGAAGAGCAAGAACAUGAAAAUCAAAAAUAUGAAAUUAAUAAUGGAGAGAAUGAAGAACAAAAGAAAGGACAACAGAAACAAUUGAGAAAAAUUCAGUUAAAAUGUCCAGAGAAUGUUCAUAGAAAGUAUGAAAAAUUAGUAUAUUCUUAUCAAAACAACUAUGCAGAACACGGAAUUAAAUAUGAUAAAAAAAAAAAUAAAUUAAAAAAUAUAAAAAUUUCCAAUAAAUACAAUAAAAAUAUUUUUGAAAAAUUUAACAAAAAUACAAGGAAGGAUCAUUACAAGGAUUUUCAUAAAAAUUAUUCUGAUAAAAAAAAUAUAAUAAAUAAUAUUAAUAAUUUAGAUAUUCUUCAUAAUAACAAGUUUAAUAAUUUUAAUAAUACAUAUAAUUCUUUUCUUAAUUAUAGGAAUAUAAGGGAUAAAAAUUACAAUUCUAAUUUUAAUAAUUUCAUUUAUAAAAAUAUAUAUCAAUCUAAUUCUCUUAAUAUUUAUACUCUUAAUGGAUAUAAUUUAAAAAAUAAUAUUAUACAUAGUGCUGGAAUAAAUCAUAACGAUUUAUUAGUAAAAGAAAAAUUAAGUGAAUGUAAUAGCAUGAUUUAUUACAACAUAUAUAGAACAAAUUAUAAUAAUAAUUACUUUAUUGAUUAUUUUAAUAAUAACAAUAGGAACUAUAAUGAGAAUUUUAACAUGAAUUAUAAUAAUGGUUGUGGCAUAAAUUUUACUGAUUAUAAUGAUAUUAACUAUUGUAACAAUUAUUAUACUACUAAUAAUGAUUGUAAUCAAAAUAAUAUUAUCACUAAUAAUAAUUACAAUAUGAGUAAUCAAAUUAAUGCUAACACGAAUACUACUUGCAAUAAUAAUACUAACAAUUACACUAACAAAAGCAAUGUUAAUAAUAAUAUUAACAAUACUAAUACAAAUACUAAUAGUAAUGACAAUUAUAUUCAUUAUACUAAUAGCAGCAUUCUAAGUUAUUCUAUCAAUCAUAACAUUAAUUGUAUUAAUGGAGAUAAUUUCAAUUAUAAUAACAGGAAUAUCAUAAAUGACUCUAAAAAAGUGAACUAUGGUAGUAUUAUUAAUAAUCAGAAUUAUCAUAUAAAUAAAAUAAAUGCUUUUAAUCCAUAUUUACGAAGCAAUUAUUUAAACAAGUAUAAAAUGAGUCAUAAAGAAAAAUGCAUAAAAGAAAAUUCACGAUGGUAUAUGUAUAAUGUGGAAAACCAAAAUAAUGUGAAAAAUUUUAAUGAAAAUAAAAAAAUAUGGAGAAACAUAUAUCAUCAUAGAGGUAAAAUAGCCAGCAAAAAUAAUUAUCGUAAUUCAUUAUAUAAUAAUAUAGCAUAUAAUAAAAAUUACUUUAAUUUAAAUAAUUACUUAUAUUUAAAAAAAAAAAAAUAUAAUAUGAAUUACAAUAAUUACUACAAUUACUAUGAUGUUACUGAAGAUAUGAUAAAUUCUUCAUAUUUUUCUAAUAAUGUUAUUAAUAAUUUUUGUCAUUUACAAUUAUAUAACAAGAAAAAUAGAAAAGGUUAUCAUAAAAAUAUGAAAUAUAGAAAUUUUUGUGAAUCAUAUAAAAAAAGCAAUAACAUACAUUAUAACAAUUCCAUAACAGGUUGUGAUAAAAAUGUGUUAAAUAAAAAAUAUAUAGAUGUAUUUUCAAACGGAAAGAAAUUUAAUAAAUUUCAAAGAAAUUAUAAAACGAAAUAUAUCAAAAAAUUACAUGAUAAAAAUAAUAAUGAUAAAUUUAAAUCCACCAAAUUUAAUAAAAUUAAAAAAAAAAAUCAGAUAAAUAAUGUUCAAGAAGAAAUACAUAAAAAAAUAUCCUAUUUAAAAUACUUUAAACAUGAUCCUACUAAUUCACUACCAAGAUACUACUGUACAUUGAAACAUUUAUUAAAAGAAAAUAGUAAGAAAAAAAUAGACACUUGGUUAAAAAUUAUGUUGACUAAAAAGAAAUGUGGCUACUGUAAUGAAAAAUUCGAUAACUUAGAAAGUUUAGAAAAUCAUUUAAUACAAAUAAAAACACAUAAAGUUUUUUAUUGUUGUAAAAAGCCCUUUCCUUCAAUAAAAUAUUUGCAUAUACAUCUUAAAAGAGAAAAUCAUUAUGGUUAUAUUUAUUAUUAUUAG
Molecule: messenger RNA, 3294 nt
Organism: Plasmodium gallinaceum
Lineage: Eukaryota; Apicomplexa; Aconoidasida; Haemosporida; Plasmodiidae
Product: conserved Plasmodium protein, unknown function
Exons: 1
Coding region: 1-3294 (1097 amino acids)
Source: RefSeq, a predicted model, not a curated record